CCAUUGAAUGAGUUGGGCCUGGAAGCGAGUUCAGAACGCGCGGAAAGCAAGGAGCCUUUCUGUACCUAAGCAGGGGGAAGUGAUUCAAUGUCAGAAAGUGUGUUUUUUUAAGAAAUCGAGGGAAUUUAGAAAUAUUGUCUAUUUUAAAGUAAAAUGGAAAGUACACCGACUCUUUCGUCGACAAGGCCCGCUGCCAAAGUCACUCCUGCAAGUUUGCCAAGGGCACCAUCACCAACAAUGCGGAGCCGAUUAGAAGAAAAGGAAGAACUGCAGAACUUAAACGACAGGUUAGCCGUGUACAUCGAUAGAAUGAGAUCAUUGGAGGAGAAAAACAGUUCGCUUACUGAAGAAUUUGCUUCGUUGGAAGAGAAAAAGCAAAGCGAAUUCGUCGAGGUAAAGAGCAUGUACGAGAGUGAGCUAAACAAUGCCCGACAGCUUUUGGAUGAAAUAUGCAAGGAAAAAUCUAAGAUUGAGUUGGAAAACGCAAGAAAUCUAGCGCAAGCCAGUGACCUCAAAAAAAGGUUGAGUUCAGAGCAGCAAAAUCUCAUUAAAGCAAAUAACAAGAAUGCUGGAUUGGGCAAAAAGCUAGCUGAGCAAGAGGCACUCAUCAGUAAUUUGACAUUUGAAGUUAGCAGUUUGAAGGAAGAAUUAGAAACUGUCAAGAAAGAGAAGGAGAAUCUUCAGGACCUUGUUCAUUCCACCAGCCAUGAUUUGGAGGCUCGCACUUUGGAGAAAGUUGACCUUGAGAACAGAAUGCAAACUUUAACAGAAGAUCUUGAAUUCCGAAAAAGAACAUUUGAAAAGGAGUCUGUGGAGUUAAGGAAACAGAUGAAAAGUUUUGAAAGCAGAGUAACCAUUACAGAAACGGAUUUCAAGAAGAAAUAUGAUACAAUCAUGAGAGAUAAACUGCAGGAGCUACGAGAUGAGUUUGAAGAGGAAGCCGAUAACAUAAAGAAUGACGUUGAUAACACUUACAAGCAAAAGGUGGACGACUUAAAGAAUAAAGGCGAGAAAUUGAAGGAGCAAUCGAAACAUCAGCUUAUCAUGAUCAAUGAAUAUAAGUCUAGCCUGGAAACUCUGAAGAUUGAAAAGAGUGUUUUAGAAACUGAGGUAAAAUCUCUGAAGAAGCGUAUUGAUGACCUAGAAACGCUUCGCCACAAUGAAAGAGACGAUUUCAACAAGCAGCUUGAAGAUAAAGCAGAUGAAAUACGAGAGUUGAAUUGUGCCAUUGAUGAUCGUGAUAAGGAAUAUGAAUCUCUCAUGGACAUCAAAAUUGCUCUGGACCUAGAGAUAGCAGCAUAUAGAAAAUUAUUGGAAGGCGAAGAGGAAAGACUACAAAUAACUCCUACAUCCACUCCAAGCCGAAAACGUCCAAGAGUAGAAGUCGACUCGCCUGAUCCUUCAGUUUUGAAAACUGCAAAAGGAAGUAUUGAAAUUUCAGAGUGUGAUCCAUCUGGUAAAUUUGUGAAGAUAGCGAACACAAGCUCUACUGAUGAGCCUUUAGGAGGUUGGUUAAUCAGGCGGGUUGCUGACAAUAAAGAUCCUGUGGAAUUCAAGUUCAAUCCAAGAAGCGUUCUUAAAGGUGGAUCCGCCGUAUUGAUCUGGAGUGCAUCCUCUGGUUCUAAACAUAAGCCACCAACAGAUCUGCUGAUGAAAUCCAGUGACUGGUUUCCAGGCCCUAAUGCUGUAACUACGCUCCACAACUCUGAGGGUGACGUUGUUGCACAACUGACUGAAGCAAAUCUUGGAACAGCCACAAGUAAGCAGAGAUCUCGCCAAAAGCGUACUCUAGAUAAGAAUGAGAGCUGCACUGUCUCCUAAUCAUGAUCCAGUCUCGUCACCAUGCUCCAGUCUGGAAGAGGUGUAAAAGCUGCAAAUAAAGAAAAUUGCGGAGGUUCCCACUAGAAAACUUUAAACUUGUGUAUAACGUACAGACUUAGGCAAAUAUUCAGUUUUUCCCUGUUUUUAUUCUUGUAUCAUGUUGUUAGAUAGGGAUGGGCAAGAUACACUUAAAAAGUAUCGUACUUCAAGAUAACAGUUUUUAUACAAACGGUAUCUUAUCUUAAAAUAUAAUGAUUAGUCCCAUUUCUGGUGUUAGAUCGUGUUUUAUUUGAUCAAGAGCUACAGAAGGUUGCUGAAUAGUUUGCUGAAUAUUAAUGGUCCAGCUAUCAAAAAGUUUUCUCUGCGUAACUUAGCGAGAUUAUAGGGAAGACAAUUUGUUACUAAGGGUGAAUAAGCUAUCACCCUCUCCAGUCAGUGCUUGUAUGUUUUUCUGAAUAUGAACGGUUAGGCACGAGUUUUAGAAGACAAUUGCAACCUCUCCUUUUUGGUUUCAGAAGACGAUUGCAAGCUAUUCAGUAAAUCUUUCCCGUUCUUCUAUUUUAUUGGUUAUGAAUAUUCGUCUUCUCUUUCGUUAUUUAUGCGUAUAAUUUGGUGGAGUGUCUCAGCGAUGUAAGUGUUAGGUUGGUGUUAGAAAACACAUUAGCUGACUUAAAAACAAUAGGUAGACAGUUUUUGUUGCUCUGAUAUAAUAAUGUCCCGAUCUCCACUGAAAGCUUCUUUGUUAAACUCAAUUUGUUACAGUUUGAAGCUGUCAGGGUUGUUUCCAAUCACCUUAUGUUUCAAAUCCUGUUGAUUGGUCAAUGCUUUCCUUGUUCAUACCGACAAGGUUAGUGGUUUAGUCUGGUCAAUAGCAAGUAUGUAUUUGAUGAAGGUUGUAUUUGAUUAAGUAUGUAUUUGAUGAAGUAUCUAUGCAAGUAUGUAUGAGACACUAAUGAAGCUUGAAGGUCGAGA
This is a messenger RNA of Rhopilema esculentum, 2793 nucleotides long. Its product is annotated as lamin-B1. The record is from RefSeq and is a predicted model, not a curated record. Lineage: Eukaryota; Metazoa; Cnidaria; Scyphozoa; Rhizostomeae; Rhizostomatidae.